Suillus subalutaceus is the source of this 1461-nucleotide messenger RNA. RefSeq lists its product as uncharacterized. Bases 1 to 1461 code for a protein of 486 amino acids. The transcript is spliced from 7 exons. Lineage: Eukaryota; Fungi; Basidiomycota; Agaricomycetes; Boletales; Suillaceae. The record is from RefSeq and is a predicted model, not a curated record.
AUGUCUUCGAAUGCAUCUUCAUCCGUCGCGCCCACAACCGCAGCGCCCAGCAGUGUGCCGCCAUCGACUAGUGAUUCUUUACUGCCCACAAGCUCUUCUACGCGCCUAACGACGAGCCCUACUUCGUCCCCAACGUCUACUAUGUCUUCCAGUAUAGCAUCAUCGACAACCCCUGUAUCAUCGCAGUCCACGACCAGUGCAGAUCCAAGUACACUCAUCACCAGCGACUUCCUCGUCACUCACGACAACUUCUUCAUCACUCACGACAUCCGCUUCAUCAUCGACGACUUCCUCACCACCGACAACUUCCUCACCACCGACAACUUCCUCAUCACCAACGACUUCCUCGCCAUCGCCCACUACAAGUACACUAACGACCACUUCCAGUGCGCCUCUGCAGACAUCAACCUCAUCGUCAUCUCAACCUUCAUCGACGUUACCUGGCACACCGUCAUCGUCGGUCACACCGGUGCCGGUCGUUACAACCCAACAACGACUGCGCCCUCUAUUAUCACAGAAGUUACCACUUCCACAAACAGCGCGGGAGCUGCUACCACUAUCACAGUAGCAGCUGCAAACCCCACCCUUGCCCCCGACAAUGUGACAUCAUCGGGUUCCGCGUUCUUCAGGGACACGGGCGCCGUGGUCGGUGUCUUCCUUGUGGUUGGUUUGGCCGUUACAUCCAUUGUGCUCUGGAUCUUCUUUUUCAUCCGACGUAAGCGUCGUAUCAAUCGAAUUGACCAUGACACCGAAAUCGAGGCAGCUGUUGCUGCCUCGGGCUUUGGUCGAUCUCCUUUGGAUGAUGACAAUGAUUACCGAGGUGCCCGAUCGCUACAAUCACAUUCUCUGUCUUCGGCACAGAUGGUGCAGCGUGGGAGCCCCGUUGGCUAUAUUCCUGACGGUUCUGGCUUACCCACUUCCGGUCAGCCAGUUUCAGGUGGGCCAUUUGAUGAUGACAAUGUCGCAUUCAAUCCCUACGCGGACUAUGUAGUUGAAGGUCUACCAACAAGUGGAGGGUAUAUUCAAACUCGCAGUGCUAGCCCUCCUCCGGAAGUUGAGCAGCAAGGGCCUUCUAGUAGUGGAGGAUUGCAUGACAUCGGUGAUUCCUCUCGGGAUCGGAAAAGCUCCUAUGGCCAUACCCCCACGUACAGCGUUGCAAGCUAUGAGCCGCUACUGGCCGCAUAUACGCAAGGAUCCUCUGCGGAGCGAGGUGUCAGCUCACCGCCCACACCGCCCCCGAGGAAUCCAGCACGACGUGUGCACCUCGACAGUGCAGCUUCCCGCCCUGCGAAUAAUUCAUUAGAUGGAGGUGCCGAUGAUAGGUUAGAUCCUGAGAUUCGGAGGCGGACCAGGUCGGAUAGCCUCGGCUCAGACGACCUCAAAGAUGAAGAAGACUACAGCCGACCGGUGCUCACCGUCCGCAAUAUGCCUGAUGGUCGCAGUAUAAAUUCUGCGCUGUGA